Messenger RNA from Hyla sarda, 1296 nucleotides. It is a transcript of the gene HOXB8, whose product is annotated as homeobox B8. The record is from RefSeq and is a predicted model, not a curated record. Lineage: Eukaryota; Metazoa; Chordata; Amphibia; Anura; Hylidae. The transcript is spliced from 2 exons. Gene Ontology annotation, cellular component: nucleus. The coding region runs from base 358 to 1095 and encodes 245 amino acids. Gene Ontology annotation, biological process: regulation of transcription by RNA polymerase II. Gene Ontology annotation, molecular function: DNA-binding transcription factor activity, RNA polymerase II-specific; RNA polymerase II transcription regulatory region sequence-specific DNA binding.
UCCCAAUCCUGCGCUCAGUCCUGGUGGAGAUCUGGAAGCCAAUAGGAGGAGGUUCUCCUAAUAGAUGCAAAUGUUCGUGAAAAGACGCUGCAAAAUAUGAAACAAGUCAUUUGCUGCGAAGUAAAUCACAGAAACUGUUUAUGAACUGGCAAUCCCUUCCUGGAAAUGUAAAGCGACAAGUCUUAAGUGCUAUUUUUUUGAUUAUGAUAAAAAACAAGGGAUGCAAUCUCGUCCAGGCAUAGACUUUUGAUUGUAUCUUUCUUUUAUAUUCCUGGAAAUCACAGACACAACCAGCCAGGAUCUUUUUUGCUUCUUCUUCUUCUUCUUCUCUUUUGUCUGUAAAAAAGAACCAUUAAAAUGAGCUCCUAUUUUGUUAAUUCACUCUUCUCCAAAUACAAAACAGGGGAGUCUUUGCGCCCCAAUUACUAUGAUUGUGGCUUUGCACAGGAUCUAGGAGGCAGACCCACAGUUGUGUAUGGACCCAGUGCUGGGGGCACCUUUCAGCACCCUAGCCAAAUUCAGGAAUUUUACCAUGGAACUUCCUCCUUGUCCUCACCCCCUUACCAGCAGAAUCCUUGCGCUGUGACCUGUCAUGGGGACCCCAGCAGCUUCUAUGGAUACGACCCUUUGCAGAGGCAGAGCCUGUUCAGCAGCCAGGACUCGGAUCUAGUGCAAUACACCGACUGCAAGUUGGCUUCAGCCGGCCUGGGGGAAGAGGCAGAGAGCUCUGAACAGAGUCCCUCACCCACACAACUCUUUCCAUGGAUGAGACCACAAGCAGCCGCUGGACGCAGGAGAGGUAGACAAACCUACAGCCGCUACCAGACGCUGGAGCUGGAGAAAGAAUUCCUCUUCAACCCCUACCUGACCCGCAAACGGAGGAUCGAGGUCUCUCAUGCUCUGGGACUUACUGAAAGACAGGUUAAAAUCUGGUUCCAGAACAGGAGGAUGAAAUGGAAAAAGGAAAACAACAAAGAUAAGUUCCCCAGCAGCAAAUGUGAGCAGGAGGAACUGGAGAAACAGAAAAUGGAGAGGUCACAACAAGACACUGAGGACCCACUGGAUGGACAAAAGGGCGAGAAGAGCCUAGACUAGGGUGGACAUGUGAGCAGGCAUUCUCUAUUCUCCCCAGUCCUCGUCCUAUGGUCCUGGAAAGAAGCAGGCAUUCUCCAAUUGUCCCCAGUCCUCGUCCUAUGGUCCUGGUUACAUAUACAGGAGGGGGGCACGAUGUUGCUGUAGCUGAAAUCCCCUCUUAUUCCGACUUAUUAAAAACCUAACCAGAGCCCCAUAAGACAA